Molecule: messenger RNA, 1005 nt
Organism: Trichoderma reesei QM6a
Lineage: Eukaryota; Fungi; Ascomycota; Sordariomycetes; Hypocreales; Hypocreaceae
Exons: 2
Coding region: 1-1005 (334 amino acids)
Biological process (GO): alcohol metabolic process
Molecular function (GO): alcohol dehydrogenase (NADP+) activity
Source: RefSeq, a predicted model, not a curated record
AUGCCGUCCUUCACCGUCUACACCGGAUCCGAGAACGGCCAUGUCAAGCCCAGCAUCACCACCAAGCCCGAUCAGCUCACCGGCGAUCAAGUCUUUCUACGAGUGACUGCGUCUGGAAUGUGCUUUACAGAUGUGCACUAUAAACACGGACCCAACGCCCUCGGCCACGAAGGCAUCGGCAUCGUCGAAGAGACCGGCCCGGAGACCACAUACCUCAAGAAGGGCGACCGCGUAGGCUGGGGCUACCAGACGGGCAGCUGCGGCCACUGCCUGGAAUGCCUGCAGGGCCAAGAAAUCUACUGCAAGGAGCGAAGCAUCUACGGCUCGGGCAACACCGACCAGGGCAGCUUUUCGUCCCACGCCGUGAUGCGCGAGGCCUUUCUGCAUCCCAUCCCCGACGACAUGAGCGACGAGCUGGCUGCCCCCUUGCAGUGCGCUGGCGCAACGGUGUUUACGCCCCUGCACGACGUCGACUCGAACGACACGGUGGGCAUCAUGGGUGUUGGUGGACUUGGUCACAUUGCGAUCCAGUUUGCGGCCAAGCUCGGCUGCCGCGUCGUCGUUCUCUCGGGGUCUGAUAGGAAGAAGGACGACGCCUUCAAGCUCGGCGCCCACAAGUUCGUCGCCAUGAACAGCAGCAACCCGGAGGAGCAGCUCGGUGGCUGGACCAUCUCUCGUCUCCUGGUGACGACGUCCGCGCAGCCCUCGUGGGACAAGGUGCUGCCUCUCUUGUCGACUCGCGCGCGCAUCUAUCCGCUGUCAGUGUCCGAGGACAACUUUGAGAUCCCGUACAUGCCCAUCAUCAUGAGCGGCUUCACGAUCCACGGGAGCCUUGUGGCGACGCGGGCUGUGCACCGCAAGAUGUUGGAGUUUGCGGCCUUUCACAAGAUUGCGCCUGUGAUUGAGAGGUUUGACAUGUCCGAGGAGGGCAUCAACCAGGCGUUUGAGAGGCUUGAGCAGGGCAAGGUGCAGUAUAGGGUUGUUUUGCUGCCUUUGAAGCAGUGA